Molecule: messenger RNA, 2199 nt
Organism: Armigeres subalbatus
Lineage: Eukaryota; Metazoa; Arthropoda; Insecta; Diptera; Culicidae
Product: heat shock 70 kDa protein cognate 4
Exons: 2
Coding region: 168-2126 (652 amino acids)
Cellular component (GO): cytosol; nucleus; plasma membrane
Molecular function (GO): ATP-dependent protein folding chaperone; ATP binding
Source: RefSeq, a predicted model, not a curated record
UCGCUCACAUUAUACUACUGGACAGCAACGAGAGCAAACAGCUCGUCAAGAAAGUUCCAAGUUCCUGAAGUGCGAUAGUGAUUUUCCAAGAAGUGAGUGUGGAAAAGAUUUUCAUUCCGGAAAAAAAAUUUAGUGAUUCCUCGUGUGAAAAACAUCAAUAAACAAAGAUGGCGGCCAAGGCACCAGCAGUCGGUAUUGAUUUGGGUACCACCUACAGUUGCGUCGGUGUGUUCCAGCACGGCAAGGUCGAAAUCAUUGCCAACGACCAGGGCAACCGCACGACCCCGUCCUACGUGGCGUUCACCGAUACGGAGCGUCUGAUCGGAGAUGCCGCCAAGAACCAGGUCGCCAUGAACCCAACCAACACCAUCUUCGAUGCCAAGCGUCUGAUCGGUCGCAAGUUCGACGAUCCAGCCAUCCAGGCCGAUAUGAAGCACUGGCCGUUCGAUGUGGUCUCGGUCGAGGGCAAGCCAAAGAUCCAGGUCGAAUACAAGGGAGAAACCAAAAACUUCUUCCCAGAGGAAAUCAGUUCCAUGGUGCUGACCAAGAUGAAGGAAACCGCCGAAGCCUACUUGGGCAAGACGGUGUCCAACGCCGUUGUGACAGUGCCUGCUUACUUCAAUGAUUCGCAGCGUCAGGCCACCAAGGAUGCCGGUACCAUCUCCGGAUUGAACGUGCUGCGUAUCAUCAACGAACCGACAGCCGCUGCCAUUGCCUACGGUCUGGACAAGAAGACCGCCGGUGAACGCAACGUUCUGAUUUUCGAUCUUGGUGGCGGUACCUUCGAUGUGUCAAUCCUGUCCAUCGAUGAUGGUAUCUUCGAGGUCAAGUCCACCGCCGGUGACACCCAUCUUGGCGGUGAGGAUUUCGACAAUCGGUUGGUGAAUCACUUCGCCCAGGAAUUCAAGCGCAAGCACAAAAAGGAUCUGUCGACAAACAAGCGUGCCCUGCGUCGUCUCCGUACGGCAUGCGAACGCGCGAAGCGUACUCUAUCUUCGUCGACCCAGGCCAGCAUUGAAAUCGACUCGCUGUUCGAGGGAACUGACUUCUACACCUCGAUCACCCGUGCCCGUUUCGAAGAACUGAACGCUGAUCUGUUCCGUUCCACUAUGGAACCCGUCGAAAAGGCUAUCCGCGAUGCCAAGAUGGACAAGGCUAGCAUUCACGACAUCGUCCUCGUCGGUGGAUCCACUCGUAUCCCCAAGGUACAGAAGCUCCUCCAGGACUUCUUCAACGGAAAGGAGUUGAACAAAUCGAUCAACCCCGACGAGGCCGUCGCCUAUGGCGCAGCUGUCCAGGCUGCUAUCCUGCACGGAGACAAAUCGGAAGAAGUGCAGGAUCUGCUGCUGCUUGACGUUACCCCACUGUCGCUCGGUAUCGAAACUGCCGGAGGUGUCAUGAGCGUUCUGAUCAAGCGUAACACUACCAUUCCAACCAAGCAGACCCAAACCUUCACCACCUACUCGGACAACCAACCCGGUGUGCUGAUUCAGGUGUUCGAAGGUGAACGUGCCAUGACCAAGGACAACAAUCUGCUCGGCAAGUUUGAACUGUCCGGAAUCCCACCAGCACCUCGCGGUGUACCCCAGAUCGAGGUCACUUUCGAUAUCGAUGCCAACGGUAUUCUGAAUGUGACUGCCUUGGAGAAGUCUACCAACAAGGAAAAUAAGAUCACCAUCACCAACGACAAGGGUCGCCUUAGCAAGGAGGACAUCGAACGCAUGGUGAACGAAGCGGAGAAAUACCGCUCCGAAGACGAGAAGCAGAAGGAAACCAUUUCCGCCAAGAACGCUCUGGAGUCGUACUGCUUCAACAUGAAGGCUACCAUGGAGGAUGACAAGCUGAAGGACAAGCUCAGCGAUAGCGACAAGACACUCAUCAUGGACAAGUGCAACGACACCAUCAAGUGGCUGGAUGCCAAUCAGUUGGCCGAUAAGGAGGAAUACGAACACCGUCAGAAGGAGCUGGAAUCCGUCUGCAAUCCCAUCAUCACCAAGCUGUACCAGAGUGCUGGUGGUGCCCCAGGAGGCAUGCCUGGAUUCCCAGGCGGUGCUCCAGGAGCCGGUGCUGGUGCUGCCCCCGGUGCCGGAACCGGAUCCGGACCAACCAUCGAGGAAGUCGACUAAGCGACUCGCCACCAAUCUGCGUAGCAGCGGGAACUGACAAGAAUAAAAUGAAUGAAAACGAGUAAAAAAUUGA